AUGUGUGUGUGAAUGACGAGAAAGAGAGAGAGAGAGAGAGAGAGAGAGACUGUCUCCCCCAUGCUGCUGCCCAAGUAGAGGGUGAGCGGCAGGUUGGGGUAGGGAGGGGGAGGAGGAGAGAGACAAGAGCCUUGAAAAGUGAAGGCUGCUGAUUAAAUGUGAACCAUGGAUACCUGAGUGUGGAACUGAGACAAGGCAAAGUAUGAUUAUCCGCACCUAAACCAAACGGGCAAAAGGGAAUCAGACGGGGGAGGAGGGAGACGGUAAAGGCGGAGAGAUUGAUGCUGGCAAGAUAUUAAAGGAGAAACGUUUGGGGAGAACUAAAAGGCAAGAUCUGGGUUCUCUCUCUCUCUCUCUCUCUCCUCAAACCAAGUUGGAUAUCGUUGCACACUGAGUGGGUGAAGGAUAAAGAGAGUGGGGAAAGGGGACGGGGACUACAGUUCCGAAGCGUUCACACAUUAUGGAAGAAAAUGAUCAAAAUAAUCAUCCAGUGGACAAUCAGGAGUCGAGCAACGAGUCUAACCGAGCCAUCAUGCCGCUUCUCCAGGCGCCGGGCAACCAGCUCCCUCACCGGAUCACCAACUUUUUCAUCGACAACAUCUUACGGCCGGACUUCGGCAAGAGGAAAGACGGCCACCGCGACCAGAACCACGUCCCUGGGAGAGAGAACGUCAGCCCGUCGGCUGUGGUGUCCGGCCAGAGCGGAGGCAGUCCGCCCGGGGUGGGAGGAGGAGGCGGCGGUGGUGUCGGCGGAGGAGGAGGAGGAGGAGCUCCACCCAGCCCCUCUGGCCCGGCCAAGAAACGAGAUGUGGCGGGAGAAGGAGCGCUGAGGAACGGCGAGAGCGCCGAGCAGUCCCAGAGCUCGGAUUCCGACAGCUCCCACAGCAGCAGCAACGCAGUUUCCCAACCCAUGCUUUGGCCUGCGUGGGUUUACUGCACCAGAUACUCGGACAGGCCUUCUUCAGGUCCCAGGUCCCGCAAACCAAAGAAAAAGACUCCCAAUAAAGAGGACAAGCGACCCAGGACAGCGUUCACUGCCGAGCAAUUGCAGAGACUGAAAGCCGAGUUUCAGACUAACCGCUACCUAACCGAGCAACGCCGACAGAGCUUGGCUCACGAACUCAGUCUCAACGAAUCCCAAAUCAAAAUCUGGUUUCAGAAUAAGCGAGCCAAAAUCAAGAAAGCUAGCGGAUCAAAGAACACACUGGCACUCCAUUUAAUGGCGCAAGGACUGUAUAACCAUUCCAGUACGGGGAAAGAAGACAAGGACGAGAGUGAAUAGCAAAGAUUUAACAAAAGUGCGAAAAAAUACAAUGCAAUAAUAUAAAUCAAAAUAAAGGGCCAGUGUAUUGAGAAAGAGAGAAAAAAAGAUACCAGCAUAGUUUUUAAAAGAAAUGAAAUUGUAUGAGAUAUUAUUCCGCAAUAUUCUGUGUAUAUAAUUCAGGUAAGGUGUUGUAAAAAGAACUGAAAUAUUUCAAUAUAUGAUGAGAUAUUGUUUCUGGGAUUUCAGAAGCUACUUUUUUUUGCCGUGGAUAUUGUUUGUUGGUCGCAUUUUCUACCAGGCGUCGACUGGAUGCUGCAGGCGCUCGGUGAACAGACUAACGUGAAAUUUAAACCAACCUGCUGAAGUCCAAAGAAUUUUCCUGCUGUUGUUUUACAGAAAAAAAUGUUAAAUUAAAUAAAUAUCAAAUGUUUGAUUCUA
Pristis pectinata (smalltooth sawfish) is the source of this 1702-nucleotide messenger RNA. RefSeq names its product homeobox protein engrailed-2b-like. The record is from RefSeq and is a predicted model, not a curated record. Gene Ontology annotation, biological process: regulation of transcription by RNA polymerase II; multicellular organism development; neuron differentiation. Gene Ontology annotation, cellular component: nucleus. Gene Ontology annotation, molecular function: RNA polymerase II cis-regulatory region sequence-specific DNA binding; DNA-binding transcription factor activity, RNA polymerase II-specific. Lineage: Eukaryota; Metazoa; Chordata; Chondrichthyes; Rhinopristiformes; Pristidae. Bases 461 to 1282 code for a protein of 273 amino acids. The transcript is spliced from 2 exons.